GGAAGCUCAUAUGCCAACGCUGUAAUAUUUAUUAUAAAAUCGAAUCUCAACUGAAUUUAAACCUGCUUUCAACCUUGCACGAAGUCAAGACCAGGCAUCGCUACCGUUCCUGUGGUCAUCCUGCCGUGCACCAACGAACUUCCGGCUUCUCAGCUUGCCGUCUUUUGCCGUCUUGCACAGUUAACGUCUUCUCCAACUUCGGUCUGUUCUUUGGCUGCUCGUUCGCUGUUAGGUUGUGUUCUGCGGUCAAUCGUCAAUCCUUAUCCAUCCAGCAUUAUCAUGAAUCGCUUACAAAAAGACAUUAGAGAUCUUCUGGAGUGUAAUACCGAGAGAAACGGAAUUUCAGUCUGCCUGAAGGACGACAACAUGAAUGACUUCCACGCCUUCCUGAAGGGCCCAGCAGACACACCAUAUGCUGGAGGAACAUUCAAGCUUCGUGUUAUGGUGCCACCUGAGUACCCUGUGAAGCCCCCAGCUGUGACUUUCGUUACCAAGAUCUGGCACCCAAAUAUUUCUUCGCAUACUGGCUUUAUCUGUCUCGACAUUUUGGCCUCAAAAUGGCCUGGGUCAAUGAACCUCAGAGGGGUACUCCUCUCGGUGCAAAACCUUUUGGCGAAUCCUGAAAAAGAGGAUCCCCAGGAUAGCAUUGUUGGCCGCCAGGCAGUACGGGAUGAGAGCAUCUUCAUCCAAACCGCUCAAGAAUGGACCAAGGUCUAUGCUAAUGGCUGUCUCAGUGAUCCUGCUUUACAGCACGAAAUUGGCAAGUUGGUUGACAUGGGGUACGAUCGAGAUCUGGCACUUAGAGCUCUCUCUGAGUGUGAUUGGGACAUGGAUGAAGCCAUUGAAAAACUUGUGAUGUAAAUCUUUUUCGUAUCUUCAAACUUCUUAGCCUGCUAUUGCUUUAACGAGUUUACAAAAUAUCUGGCUUUUCUAUACUUGAUUGAUCAUGGUGUUCU
Thrips palmi is the source of this 956-nucleotide messenger RNA. RefSeq names its product ubiquitin-conjugating enzyme E2 K-like. Lineage: Eukaryota; Metazoa; Arthropoda; Insecta; Thysanoptera; Thripidae. Gene Ontology annotation, biological process: proteasome-mediated ubiquitin-dependent protein catabolic process; protein polyubiquitination. Gene Ontology annotation, cellular component: nucleus. The transcript is spliced from 6 exons. Gene Ontology annotation, molecular function: ubiquitin conjugating enzyme activity; protein binding. The record is from RefSeq and is a predicted model, not a curated record. Bases 280 to 861 code for a protein of 193 amino acids.